AUGCAGGGCGCAAUCGUAACCCGAAUCGACCACUUCCACGGCACCAGUCGUCGGGCUCAGACCAAUUCUACUCCCAAACCUGGUCAGGCCGACCUCCCACCAUACCCCGGCCCUCCCACCGGUAAAGCACUGGAUAAUGUCUUCGUCAAACUCGACCACCGAACGAUCAAUCUCCACGGCCUUACCACCACCAGCACCGUUCAAGAGCUGUAUGACAAGCUGAAAAAAGAAGCCAAGGUCAGUCAGGCUAACACCGGGCUGAUCUUUGGGAGUAAGGAGUUGAAACCCAAUCUGACUUUGAGGGAUGUUGCGAUUGACAACAACAGCACCAUAUUCGUCUUCGACAAGCUCAUAGGCGGCCGAUGCUGA
Molecule: messenger RNA, 369 nt
Organism: Cladophialophora yegresii CBS 114405
Lineage: Eukaryota; Fungi; Ascomycota; Eurotiomycetes; Chaetothyriales; Herpotrichiellaceae
Exons: 3
Coding region: 1-369 (122 amino acids)
Molecular function (GO): protein binding
Source: RefSeq, a predicted model, not a curated record